AUAUCUCUGUGCCCAUUAAUCCUAUGAAACAUCCGCGUCUCCUUGGGCCUUUCAGGCGCCCACCGGAUAUGGAACUAAUUAUCUGCUAACCUAGUAAUUUUCAGUUCAUGAUGUGAUUCUCAUGUUUGUUCUUUCCGUAACGCUCGGCGAGACGACAGCACGGCGCAUUCCGCUUCCGGCCUGGAUCCAUGGCGCCCCGCCGUUUCGGACGGCCGUCAUCGCAACAUCGCUGCCGCCCCCUUUCCUCAGUGGUGGUGCCACUUCUAAUCCACGGAGCAUCUUCAACCCGCUGACCCUUGCGUACCUUGGAGACGCGGUCUGGGAGGCCCAUACUCGGCGGCUAGAGACUUACAUUGAGGCCUGGAUUGCGCAGCAGAGUCAGGCGCAGCAGGGGACGCAGCAGCGGCACCAGCAGGAACAGCAGCGGGGAAGCGCAAGGGCAUCAGGACGACGCGGAGGCGGCAGAGCGGGGGAACGCUUUGUGAACGCCGGCGACGGGGACGACCGCAGGGACAGUAGCGAUGUUUUUAACGGCGUGGGAGGCAGCCGGUAUGGUGGAGUUUCACUACCAAGUCGUCAAGCUCGCAAGCAGUGGUCUACGGCGAUUUUCCAGCCCCCUCCGUGCCCUCCCCUGUCCGGUGUGGUCCUUACGGCUGAGGAAUUGGAUGUGCUCCGGUGGGGGCGCAAUGCCGCCGUGAGCAGCAUUCCGCGGGAUGUGCCAGUGGGGGUGUAUAAGAAGGCAACUGCGGUGGAGGUGCUGGUGGCCCACCUCUACCUGACGGACCCGAACCGCUGCGCAGCCCUCAUUGCCGCGGCGGGCCUAACUGUGGAGGAGUGCCCGGAGGUCAUCAAGGCGUACUGCACCUAGGCUGUUGUCAACCCAGGGCAUUGCAAGUCUCCUAUACGAUCGUGGCAGAGAAGUUGAGCUUACCAGGGCACACCCUCCGCAACCAUGUUGCGACAAGGGAUUGCCAUUGUCCAAGUGGUCUUUCGGCUUCGGCCUCUGGGUUAUUUAAUGAAAUAAAAUU
Volvox carteri f. nagariensis is the source of this 1028-nucleotide messenger RNA. RefSeq lists its product as uncharacterized. Gene Ontology annotation, biological process: RNA processing. The record is from RefSeq and is a predicted model, not a curated record. The coding region runs from base 122 to 868 and encodes 248 amino acids. NCBI's taxonomy places the organism in Eukaryota, Viridiplantae, Chlorophyta, Chlorophyceae, Chlamydomonadales, Volvocaceae. The transcript is spliced from 5 exons. Gene Ontology annotation, molecular function: ribonuclease III activity.